CCGCACAGAUGCAAGUCCCAACAGCUUCUCCUGGAUCCUAUGCAAAUACAACUUUGUCAGGUUCAACUAAUGAGCACUUUUAAUUGUUUUUGGUUUCCAUGGAAAUGUAUUGUGCAAAGGGCACUAAAAAGCUGCUUUUCAGUAGCAGAAGCCACUGCAGACCUGUAAAGAAGCAUGCGAGACGGAUUCUGCUACAUUGUUUUUAGAGGCAGAACCGGCAGUGCAGGGAGGCAGACACCGCUUCCAAUUGCAUUUACAAACCAGUGAAAAUGAUUAACGAAUAGCUGAUCGGGGCUCACAAUGAGCUGGAGUUUCUUAACGCGUCUCCUCGAGGAGAUCAACAACCACUCGACGUUCGUCGGGAAGGUCUGGCUGACGGUGCUCAUCAUAUUCCGGAUCGUCCUGACCGCGGUCGGCGGGGAGUCCAUAUACUACGAUGAACAGAGUAAAUUCACGUGCAACACGCAGCAACCCGGUUGCGAGAACGUGUGCUACGACGCCUUCGCGCCCCUGUCGCACGUUCGGUUCUGGGUCUUCCAGAUCAUCCUCAUCACCACCCCGUCCAUUAUGUACCUGGGGUUCGCCAUGCACCGGAUUGCGCGCCAGCCCGAGAUGCAGAUAAGGCGCUCGGAGAAAACCAAAAGCAAAAAGCGCGCUCCCAUAAUUCAUCGGGGGGCCAUGAGAGACUACGAAGAGGCUGAAGAUAACCAAGAGGAAGAUCCCAUGAUUUGCGAAGAAGAGGAACCCGAGAAAGACAGCGAGAAGGGAGACAAAAAGAAGCACGAUGGGCGCCGGCGGAUCAAACAAGAUGGCCUGAUGAAGGUCUACGUGUUGCAGUUGCUCUUCCGUUCGGUGUUUGAAGUCGGCUUCCUGAUGGGCCAGUACAUACUGUAUGGGUUCGAGGUCAUUCCCUUUUUCGUGUGCUCCCGGAAACCGUGCCCUCACACCGUCGACUGCUUCGUGUCACGCCCCACCGAGAAGACCAUCUUCCUGCUGAUCAUGUACGCCGUCAGUGCGCUCUGCCUCUUCCUCAACCUGUGCGAGCUCUUCCACUUGGGCAUAGGGGGCAUCCGAGACGCCCUCCGGCAGAAGAAGAAAGAACUUCAGGAAUCCCGUAAAAAGACCCCCAGUGCCCCACCAAAUUACCACUCUGUCCUGAAGAAAGGCAGGCUGCCCAACGGGAAACCCGUUUUCCCAGGCAACGGAGUGUCCGAAGGCUUCGAGUUGCCGACACACGAGCUGGACAGGUUACGGCAGCACCUCAAGUUGGCUCAGGAGCAUCUCGACUUGGCUUUCCACCUCAACCCAACGGGCGAUAAUACCCACGCGUCCCGGAGCAGCAGCCCCGAGUCCAACAGCAUUGCCGCCGAACAGAAUCGCCUAAACUUGGCACAAGAGAAGGGAGUGGGAAACCGGGAAAAAUCUGGUUUGUGAUCGUGGCAAGCGGGUGGGCCGGCCGGAGGGGGGGAUGGAAUGGCUUCUUGUUCAACUGGAAUCAAGUUACUAAAAGGUUCUUGACCCUCUCCUGGCAGGGGGGGAGCACCGAGGGCGAGGGGAAGCGAAGAAAAGAACUAUUUUUUUGGGGGGGGGGGGUUUGUUGGGGGAAGGGUCGGAGGUUUGAAUGCACCUCUGUGUUCAGCUGCCAUUGGCCCUCACAAACAGUCGCCGUGUCGUACGUCCCGUGGCAACGCCGCCAGCGCCGGGCGAGGUUUAGCACCACUGGUUUACGUAGGCUGCCGGCUCUUCUGCCCUCUGGUUACAGGGCGAGAGACGCUUCAGCCUAAACAUAUUUUUAUUUGAAUCUUGAUAUUUUUGUGCGUCCUGGAAGCUGCUGCCAACGCUCGUACUGUGCCGCCGCGUGCGCUGGAAUAGUUCAACUAGCUCGCGGCCGUAGCUUCGUUUCAACUCUUUUAUACGAUACUCAGCAUUAAACUAAAGGGAGAUUUUUCCUUUUUUAUGUUUUUUUUUUUUUUUUAAUUUUCUUUUUAGAUGUAGUUCCAUUCCGGGUUUGUACAUGUGACUACGCGGCGGUACUCUGAGCCCAUCAGUACCAGCACACCUUCCCCCCUCCAACUGCAGUUGUGUUCGGAGGGGGUUUAAAGGGGAAAUAAGCCUUUUUUUUUUGCAUUCCUGGGUUCUGCUAAAGCGCCGACCCUCCCAGUUGACUUCCUGUUGAACUACAAAUCCCAGCAUCCCCUGAGGGGCUAAGUGUUGCCAUUUAGAGGCAGCAGGAGGGUCGAAAGGUGGAAUUCCCUGUUAUUUUUCUAUGUAUUUCUGGAUUUGACAGACUUUGGGAGGAAAGCUUGAGAGCCGGCACCCACGCUGGCUGGGGCUGUGCCAAAUACACAUGAUUAGGGGGAAGGGGCGACUCAUUUUUCCAUCUGCCCCCCCCCCCCCCCUUUUUUUUUUGAAAGCUUUAAACAUUCCAGAGGCACUCUUUCUGCACACACCUUUUGUACGUGGAGUGGUACGGCCGGCGGUAUAUUAAGAGCCAUGGAAUGUACCUUUCCAGUUUGCAGAGGGGGGGGGGGGAGUUUGCCCAAUAAUUUUUGCUGUUAAAUGGGGCACUUGAGUUCCCGGUGCCCCCGACCGCUGGAGGGGAACCCGCACAUUCUAUCAGUCGCCACCUGCUCCUUCGCAAAUUCCAAAAAAGCCUCUUGUGCCUAGGAGCGAGGGGGCUGCUGUAUGUACAGAGGGGAACAGCUGUUUGUAAUGCUGACAUUAACCCAUUGGUUGCUGGUUUCUUGGCGGCAUUAUAGCACAUCUCCCCCCCCAUCACCUCCCGUGUCUUUAAAGAUAAAAUACAAGUUUCUAUGGCAGAGCACCCUGUUACUCUACAAACAUUCCAUAUUCUCCUUAGAACUGGAACCUGCUCUUUUCCACUAGGGGGAGCCAUUUCCAUGAUCUCAAGCAUUACUGCAUCCUCUCCAGGAAGCUGGGGGUGCAACGGGAAAUGAGCCCCCUGGCACUUGCAUGGAAAGGAGAAUGACCCUCCCCUGAGUUUAUUCCUUAUCGGGUGCCACGUUAGCUUUUAUUUUAAUGUGAAUUUUUAGUUUUUUAGCAUUAAUUGCAUUAUUUUAGUGUUUAACUAGUUGCCUUAUGUCCUCAGUAGCUGCCCAUGGUAUGGUUCCUGGGUUCUUAGGUUGGGCAUUGCGGAGUUCUAGUGCCGCGGCUAGCUCUCUGGGAGCCAGGCUAUUAUGUAUAUGCACCCAAUAGGGGUGACUUACCCAACGCAGGGUACAAACUGCCACGGCCAGGGUUGCCCCACCCUACAGACUCCCAAGCUAGGAGUGGCACAAAGCCCUGUAGUUACUACUUGGCAAGAGGUAUGGGGGUGCCUAGUGACCCCCAGGUACAAGUAAUCUUUUGACUGAGGACUACCCCCCCAUAUGCCCUUCCACUACCCACUGGCCCCUCAGGCCUGGGCAUGUAUAAGAGGGCACUGCGGUCACUGAGCUGAUUGCCCCCUCAUUUUUUCUGGGGGGUAUUAUAUUGUUUUCACUCUGCCCCUAUUCUGCAUCACAUGGUACAGAAUCAUUCCAAUGGGGCACGGGGCAAGUAGCAGCGACAAAACCAGGAAAGUUUCACGGAUCCCUUUGCAUUAUGGUCAAUGGGAAGGGACACACAGAGCACCCAUGGGUGCACUCCCUAUAUAUGUGUGUCAGUCAGGGACUCUCAGCGCCCAUAGCGAGAAGCGCUCUACUUUCCCGUAGAAUGGCGACACCGUCGUUCGGAUUUAGUCUCCAUGGUAACAGUGUGCUCUUUCAUAGGAAACCAUUCCCCCCCCCUUGUAUUUUAUUCUUCUUUAUCUUUGCUGGAGACGCUUGAAAUUUUUACAGACAUCUCAUUGCCUCAUCUCUUUAUAUGAUAGGAUAUUUGUCUUUAGUAGGGGGGUCUGUAUGGUUUUGUUUUAUUGAAGACUUAUUGGUACUGGAAACAUUAUGUUUUUGUUUUUUUUAUACAAUGUUAUUAAAAAAAAAUGAAAAUUGAA
Messenger RNA from Xenopus tropicalis (tropical clawed frog), 3991 nucleotides. It is a transcript of the gene gja7, whose product is annotated as gap junction protein, alpha 7, 45kDa (connexin 45). Gene Ontology annotation, biological process: cell communication. Bases 301 to 1434 code for a protein of 377 amino acids. The transcript is spliced from 3 exons. Gene Ontology annotation, cellular component: plasma membrane; gap junction; connexin complex. Lineage: Eukaryota; Metazoa; Chordata; Amphibia; Anura; Pipidae. The record is from RefSeq and is a predicted model, not a curated record.